Messenger RNA from Bipolaris zeicola 26-R-13, 966 nucleotides. RefSeq lists its product as uncharacterized. Gene Ontology annotation, cellular component: fungal-type vacuole; plasma membrane. Bases 1 to 966 code for a protein of 321 amino acids. The transcript has 2 exons. The record is from RefSeq and is a predicted model, not a curated record. Lineage: Eukaryota; Fungi; Ascomycota; Dothideomycetes; Pleosporales; Pleosporaceae.
AUGGUCGUUCCGCCCCCAGCACCCGAUACAUGCACACAGGUUAGCCCAGAUUGCCCAGUGGAGGGCACCAUUCUAGGAUACUACCCGGACAUUGGUGCCAAUGCAGCAUAUGCGGGGUUCUUUGCCCUUGCCGCUCUUAUCAACCUUGGAUUGGGACUCCGAUACAAGACAUGGUCCUAUAUGACUGCCAUGGGUCUGGGUUGUGUAGGCGAGGCAGUGGGUUACGCAGGCCGAAUCAUAAUGUGGAAUAACCCCUUCGACAACACGGGGUUCCAGAUGCAAAUCUGCUGCCUCAUCAUCUCGCCCGCCUUCAUCUCCGCCGCCAUCUACCUAACACUCAAGUAUCUCGUCAUUAGCUUUGGCGAGUCGUGGUCGCGCCUCCGACCGGCGCGGUAUACACACAUUUUUAUCGCGGGAGAUUUCCUGUCGCUGGUGCUGCAGGGCGCGGGCGGUGGCAUCGCUGCGACUGCUGACUUUGGCAGCGAAGCACAGGAUAAUGGCACAAACAUCAUGAUUGCAGGUGUGGUCUGGCAGGUCUUCACACUGACCGUCUUUGGCUUCUUGCUCGUUGAAUACGCCAUCCGCACGUACAAGCACCGCGAGGAGCUGUCGGACGAAGCUAGGACUCUGCUACAACAGAAGUCAUUCCGCCUCUUCCUCUUUGCCAUUGCACUGGCCUUUAUUACCAUUUUUGCUCGAUGCGUCUACCGUAUCCCCGAGCUUGCUUUUGGGUGGAGGAGCGAGCUGAUGCGCGAGGAGGUGGAUUUUAUCGUGUUGGAAGGAGCCAUGAUUGUCACUGCAGUGGUGGUUCUGACCGUCUUCCAUCCUGGAUACUGCUUCCCUGCUCUUGCGAAGGGGGGCGACCAGAGCAAGUCGGUUCGGGGCAAGAGCAUUUAUGACGACUCGGACGUUGAGAUGAUGUCUGCUUGCCGCCCGUCGCAGCAGGUGCAGGCUAAGGAUUUUUGA